CAGCAUGGUGGCGGUGUCAUAUGAACACACACAGAUUCACACGGGCUAAACUUAGCUCUGCUACACAGGAGGACACACAACGCUCCCAAAAACACACUGCACUGAGUUUUACUGCAAAGUUUAAUCCUGUAAAGUGGAGAAAAUAACCUGACUCAGGACUUCGACUUGUUUAGACGAUUUACUCUGAGGACAUGAAGACGUCACUCUGACUGAGGAGGAAAUGUCACUGCUCAAACAUUUUAAUGCUCCACAUCUCGGAUCUUUUCAUAUAUGAAUCGAUUUUAAAGCCAUUGUGAAAAUGUCACCGCAGGUCCGAUCACUAUGGUCUCUUUGCUUCAUUUUGAUGUUUGCACGGUGGUGUGAUGGUAGCUGUGCUGAGGUGGACUCCAUGACUGAGGCGGUGGUUGGAGAGGGCUUCCUGUUGGGUUGUAUCUCCUGUAAGAGGAGGGCGGAAGUCAUUGGCGCUGCUACUGUGGACUGGCACUUUAAACCCACCGGAGGAGACGAGUUCUUCCAUAUCUUCCAUUAUGAUUACCCGACCUCCACCAUCCUGCAUGAGGACUUCAAGUCUCGACUCGAGUGGAGUGGAACUAAAGGAACGGCGGAUCUCCAGAUCGGAGCCAUUUACAUCCGAAACGUCACUUUUAAUGACACUGGCACUUACACGUGCACGUUUGAGCGCACACUCUUCCUCCCGCUUCAUAACGAACACGUGAUCAUCAAAAAAACAGUGGAGCUCAACGUCCUGGCAGAAGCCAGUCGCGAGUUGACGGCGGUGAUUUCAGAGAUCAUGAUGUACGUCAUCAUCGUUUUUCUGCAGCUCUGGCUGAUCGGUGUGCUGAUUUACUGCUACAAAAAAAUUUAUGCUGAAAAUGAAGAUCGCGAGGCAAGAAAAGCUCUGCGUGCAAAAAACAAACUAAUUAAAGACUCGAAGGACACUUGUGAUGGAGUUCACUUGGAGUAGCUGCAGCGCAAUACGGAAUUCUGGGCGUUUUGCUGCUUGCAAGAAGAAUUAUCUUUAAAGUCUUAAGCAUCAAUAAAGAGUUUAUUUAUAUUUAUAUCUAGUUGCUUUACUUCUAAUUUGUAAGUGAACUUGUUUAUUUUAAUGCUAGUUUGUAAAUUAGUCUAUCGACCUUAAUGCUAGUUUGUAAAUCUAUUUAGUCUCUGGUUAAAAGUUACUUUAGUUAGUCUGUGCACUUUAUCAAUAGUUUGUACAUUUGCGUCUUUGAAGUUACGCUAGUUUUUAAGUUAGCCUUUUAUCCGUAAUGCUAGUUUUCAGUUUUGUUUACUUAUUGACAUGUGUGUUUGUAUGUUAGCAUAUUUACUGUUAUCAGGUAUCUAGUCCAUUUAGACAUGUGAUAAUUUGUAUGCUGUUAUAAUUAUUUUAGUGCACAGGCAAAUUAAUUGAACCUACAUUAUUGAGUGUACAUUACUUGAGUUUCACUCAGAAGGACUGCAGGAAAGUUAGCUGUGUUCUAUGUAGCAUGUAGCUCAGCAUCAGCUGAUUAUAAUUUACUGCUUUUCUGCAUAUUGCGACUAAAUCACCACUUUAUUCACCUUAUCUGUGACGAACUGAAUAAAUAAAUGUGUUUCUCAGACAAUAAUAAACACUGCAGAAAUGUUAGAAA
Messenger RNA from Tachysurus vachellii, 1628 nucleotides. RefSeq lists its product as uncharacterized. Gene Ontology annotation, cellular component: voltage-gated sodium channel complex. Bases 299 to 964 code for a protein of 221 amino acids. Gene Ontology annotation, biological process: regulation of heart rate by cardiac conduction; cardiac muscle cell action potential involved in contraction; sodium ion transport. The record is from RefSeq and is a predicted model, not a curated record. Gene Ontology annotation, molecular function: sodium channel regulator activity. NCBI's taxonomy places the organism in Eukaryota, Metazoa, Chordata, Actinopteri, Siluriformes, Bagridae. The transcript has 6 exons.